This is a messenger RNA of Pelmatolapia mariae (spotted tilapia), 6404 nucleotides long. RefSeq names its product exocyst complex component 6B (gene exoc6b). Lineage: Eukaryota; Metazoa; Chordata; Actinopteri; Cichliformes; Cichlidae. The record is from RefSeq and is a predicted model, not a curated record. Bases 157 to 2604 code for a protein of 815 amino acids. Gene Ontology annotation, biological process: Golgi to plasma membrane transport; intracellular protein transport; exocytosis. The transcript has 23 exons. Gene Ontology annotation, cellular component: exocyst; membrane.
CACAACGUCCCUUCUUCCCGACAAAGAGGGAAGCUCCGCUCACUCGGGCUGCUCGGUUAAAAUAUCAAGCCAACCCUGUGGUUCCUCCUGCCGUGACGCACAGAUCCCGGCGAGUCUGUUCAGCUCAGCUCGGAACCGUCCGGAGCAACAUGCAGGAUGGCGAGUUUGGAGACAGCCGCCGAGCACGAACGUAUCCUGCGGGAAAUCGAGAGCACAGACACCAACUGUAUCGGACCGACACUCCGGUCGGUGUACGAUGGUCAGGAGCAUGGCCUGUUCAUGGAGAAGCUGGAUGCUCGGAUCAGGAACCAUGACCGAGAGAUCGAGAAGAUGUGCAACCAUCACUUCCAGGGGUUCGUGGACUCCAUUACAGAGCUGCUAAAAGUGCGAGGAGAGGCGCAGAAGUUGAAGAGUCAGGUGACUGAGACUAACAGGUAUCUUCAGGAAAAUGGCAAAGAGCUCACCACCUCCAUGGAGGAGCUCAGACAGUGUCGGGUGCAACAGAGAAACAUCGCCACCACGAUAGACAAACUGACGCACUGUCUACCAGUUCUUGAGAUGUACAGCAGACUUCAGGAGCAGAUGAGGGCCAAACGGUACUACCCCGCGCUGCGAACGUUAGAACAGCUGGAACAGACGUGUCUUCCCAAAGCGGGUCAGUACCGGUUCUGCUCCAUCAUGGCUGAAAACAUCCCCAAACUGAGGAUACAGAUCCGCGACACGGCCAUGUCACAGCUGAGAGACUUCCUGGAGAGCAUUCGGAAACACUCGGAUAAGAUAGGCGAGACCGCCAUGAAACAGGCCCAGCUACAGCGCUCACUGGACAGCUCCGUCUCGCCUCAGCCGAGGGUCCUACUCGGCCGGCGCGGCAGAAAGGAGGCGCCGGCGGCGAUUCGGGCUGGAAUGGGUGUCAACCCGCUGUCAGAACACGACACGGGAAUUCUGGAUGUGGAGGAUGAAGAGGAGGAAGAUGAAGUCCCAGGAGCUCAGGACUUGGUGGAUUUCUCUCCAGUUUACCGCUGUCUGCAUAUCUACACUGUGCUGGGUUUGCGUGAUGUGUUUGAGAACUACUACAGAAAGCAAAGGAGGAAACAGGCCCGUCUCGUACUGCAGCCCCACUCUAACAUGCAUGAAACUCUAGAGGGAUACCGGCGGUACUUCAAUCAGAUUGUUGGCUUCUUUGUUGUGGAGGAUCACGUCCUGCACACCACACAGGGUUUGGUCAACAGAGCAUACGUAGAGGAGCUCUGGGAGUUGGCGCUGUCCAAAAUAGUCGCUGCCCUGAGGACGCACUCUUCAUACUGUGACGACCCUGACCUGGUGCUGGAUCUGAAGAACCUCAUUGUCCUGUUUGCUGAUACUCUGCAGGGUUAUGGUUUCCCUGUGUCUCAGCUGUUUGACAUGCUGCUGGAGAUGAGGGAGCAGUACGGAGAAAUCUUACUCAAGAGAUGGAACGUCACCUUCAGGCAGGUGAUAGACCAGGACAACUACAGUCCAAUCCCAGUCUCAACGGAGGAGGAGUACAGACAAUACACUUCCCAGUGUCCCUUUCAAGACCCCGAACUGGAAAAGCUUCCCUUCCCAAAGAAGCUUCCCUUCUCAGAGUUUGUGCCAAAAGUCUACUGCCAGCUAAAAGAGUUCAUCUACGCUUGUCUGAAAUACUCUGAGGACCUUCAUCUCAGCUCCACAGAGGUAGACGAUAUGAUCCGCAAGUCGACAAAUCUGCUGUUGACCAGAACUCUUAGCCACUGUCUGCAGUACGCCAUUAAGAAGAAGAAUGUCGGACUGGCAGAGUUGGUGCAGGUGAUCAUUAACACCACUCACCUGGAGCAGAGCUGCCACUUCCUGGAGGAGUUCAUAUCAAACAUAACCAAUGUUCCUCCUGACACAGUAAAUGCUACCAAGCUGUACGGCACCUCCACAUUUAAGGAUGCUCGUCACGCCGCAGAGGCGGAGAUCUACACCAGCCUGAAUGCAAAGAUUGACCAGUUCCUGCAGCUGGCUGAUUACGACUGGAUGGCUGCGGUGCCCGGAGGCGAGAAUCUGGCUGCCAGCGACUACCUGAUUGACCUGAUUGCUUUUCUUAAGAGCACCUUCAGUGUCUUCACCAAUCUGCCUGGAACACCCAUAGAACACGCUACCUUACCGGGUAAAGUAGCGCAGACUGCGUGCAUGUCGUCCUGUAAGCACAUCUCCACGUCCCUCAUGCAGCUCCUGCUUGACCCGGAGGUCCGACAGAUCUCCAUGGGCGCUCUGCACCAGCUCGACACCGAUGUGAAGGAGUGCGAGAGUUUUGCCAGAGCCGGCCCGGUCGCAGGCUUCCAGGGUGACACGUUGCUUCUGGCCUUCAGUGACUUGAGACAAUUACUGGAUUUGUUCACCCAGUGGGAUUGGUCAACCUACCUGGCUGAUUACGGCAAACCCACCUGCAAAUACCUGAGAGUCAACCCACACACUGCACUGGCACUGCUGGAGAAGAUGAAGGAGACGAGCAGGAAGAACAACGUCUUCGCCCAGUUCAGGAAGACGGAUAGAGACAGACAGAAGCUCAUCGACACCGUCAUCAAGCAGCUACGCAACCUCAUCGCGCAGCACCACACCUAAAGCAAGCCGCACAAUUGGCCAACAACCCCACAAGGCUGAUCUAUGCACCUUAAGUUUAAAAAAAACUUCAAAAAGCAACAACAAAUUAGGCAGUCUAAAACUGGAAAAAGCACACUGGAUGAUAAGCUUGCAGUCUGAUUAGUGUUAGUGGUUACAUUUUGGCUGAAGACAACCAUGUAAGAAACUGUCCAGAGUAGCAUGUUAGCUGGAAUGACAUCCUUUUAAAAGCAAUGUUGUACAUCCUGAAAGUUCAGUUUUCAUCCAGCCGUCUGGAUCUGGUUAGAUAACCAUACAGGCUUCUCAAAAUUUAGUUCCAUGUCCACACGUCCUACCGACUUAUAAACAGAAGUCUGGUGCCAUGUUAUAUUUUUCUUUAGUACAGAAAAAGAUCAAAACGAACAACAAACUCAUCUUUCUAACACUGUUUACUCAUCUAUUAGAGCCAUUUGCAAUAAAUGGAAGAAACCUGCUGAGCCUUCGUUUUUUUUAAAGUUCAAUAAUAUUUCCCACUGAUUUCCACCAAUGAUUGUCUCAGUAGUUAGAAAAGGUGUCAGGAGGUCUUUAGUUACCAAACGAUAGAUUAAUAGAUUGUUGGUUUUGGUCUUUCACGGUAUUCGUUGAUGAGAAGGAAAUCUAGGAGCCCGUCGGCUAUUACCUGACGAUUUUGGCUUCAAGUUGAAUGUUUUUGGGACUUCUGUUGUAGCUCUUCGAUAUCUGGGCCAAGGCUUCAUGUUCUCUGCCCCAGGCAUUGUUUGCAGUCCAACAAUUAAGGCUUAAUUGUCUUCAGACUGUUUGGUCAGUAGAAACAGAAACCAGAAAACUUCGAUCCAUCUAUUUUCUGCAGCUUAUCCAGAAUCGGUCAUGUGGGCUGCAGUCUAAGCAGAGACACCCAGACCUCCCUCUCCUCAGCCAGCUCCUCCAGCUCUUCUUGGCGGACACUUCCGUGUUCCCAAGCUGAGAGACAAACUCUCCCUCCUAUCAGAUAGCUCAACCAUCUCAACUGGCUCCUUUCAUUGUAGAGGAGUGUAGUUGAAUGACCGAGCUCCUCAAUCUGUCUCUAAGGGAGAGCGCAGACAGCCUUUGGAGGGAGCUCAUUUCUGCAUGAUCGCCUCCUUUCUGACAUUUUCCGCAGCUCAAGGCAGCAGAUGAGGGUAGGAAUAGAGACUGAACAGUAAAUUGACAGCUUUGAUUUUACAGUUUCAGAAAAGUUAUGGUACCGAUAUAUUCUCCUAACACAAAGUAUAUUCACAAGUUUGUUUUCUGGCUCUGUAACCCCAGUUACAGAGAACUAGUGUAUUUUCUUUGGCUCUGCCUUAAACCUCACGAUGUUCAAGAAAAAAUCUACAUCAUCACCAACUUCUGCCUUUAACUGGACCUGAUGUUCUUCAGCCUGGAAGGUUUCUGACUUUGGUCUCUUUAGGAGCACAAGUGAUAAUGAAAUUGAUCAUUUCUUUUUUAUCAUGCAGCUAAAAGGAAAAAAAAUGUAACAUUACAAAUAAAUCUACACAUGCUGUCGUCCACUGCUCUCAGAUCAAAUGCUCUCCGUCAUCUUUGAAGCUUGAAAAAUACGUUUCCAGUUGCUGGAUGGUUGCUAUCGAUCCAUUUGUGGGUCUGCUUAGUUGGAAUGAGAGUUAAUUUUGGCUUAAAAGUUUUGUGAGGGAAUUGUGUACAAGAAACAUUGAAGCAGGUUGUAUUUUUGUGCUCAAUUCCCAUUUUCCUCUUCAGUCCUUCUCAGACUGAGCCGGGCUGGUUAAGCCACCCAUCCUCACCCGCCCUUUAAUGUCUUCCACAUCACUCUCCGUCACUGUGGCGUGAUAACAACGCAUUGAAUGUACAUCACAGAGGGUCGCCUCCCAUGGCUUUAUGUCUUUCUGGUUUUUUUAAGGUUGUGAAAAAGCUGGAAAAGCACUGAAAACAAAAACAAGAUAUUAGUGAAAAUGAACAGAAUGUUACUGCCUUCAUCUUCUAACCAAGGGGGGGAUAUUGGCGCAGCUUGGUAACCCAUUUCCCCUCUUAGUAUAUACAACCUGCAGACACUUGAAACCUGAUUUGGCAACCUUAUUUCCUUUGGUAGCACAGUGCAUGUUGGGGGAUUAAAGGUGUGUGUGUGUGUGUGUGUGUGUGUGUGUGUGUGUGUGUGUGUGUGUGUGAGAGAGUGAUGGUGGUGGGGUCUCCCAACAUGGCAACCCAUUCCCUCUACCUUUUAAGUGAAACUUGAUUUGGAAUGGUAGGGACAUGGCUUGGGUGUUUUCUUUGUUGUAAUGUAUUACAAAAACUAGGUCUUAACAAGGGGGGCGUGAGUGAGUGUGUGUAGUGCGUCUACUUUUACACACAAGCUUAAAUAAUUGAAGCACAAUGCUUAAUUCCUUUCACACUAGAUCGUCUUUGAAACUAACGGGGGUCUUUUCACUCUUUGUAUAACUUUUCUUUCUUGAACUCGGGUGCAAUAAUGACAUAGGAAGAAACUGCAGCAGGUGUGCGUGUGUGUGCGUUAAUCAAAUAGGGAUUAUAAAUAGGGAUUUAUAAAGGGAAUGCUAACCUGGUGUGGGUGGGUGUCUGAAGGGAAAAAGUGUCUUCCUUCCCAUGCUCAUGAGUGUGUUGUUUCUCUUGUGCAUGGCAGCACUGUGCUUUUUUUUUUAAUAAUAGGUUUUUUUUAGGUUUUUUGAUUCAUUAUUAGCUGUGCAUCUUUUUUGGGGGGGUUGUUUUUGUUGUUGUUUGUUUGUUUGUUUUUGUAGAAAGGGAACAAGGCCGUCGUUAUUGAAUGUGCCUUUUGCUGUAUUUUGUUGUUUUUCCUGCCAAUAAAGCAGCCGUGUGCAGCUGUGGUGAUUGGACUCUGGAAACACUUCAUUCUUCACAAAAAAAAAUUAACUCAAAAUCUGCAAAAUUUCCUUUUUUUUCCAGGCUGUGUUUGCUCUGCUUUCUUUUCUGCUAUAUUAUUUAUGAUGCUGUUUUAAAGCUUUUAUGUUAAUACCCUGGACUUGCACAGUUUAUUAUGAUCACAGUGAAGACUGCUUUGCAUUUUCUAAACAACUGAAGGCUAUUUUCCUUUAUUUAAGACAGCUGGGCAUCUACUAAAUUCACAAAAACUACCUUUAUUAUAAAAAAGAUUUUCUCAUAGCUAUAAGAGAUGUGCAAAACAUUUCUCUGUAUUCCUAAUGUUAUUGCAAUAGACUGUAUGCAAAAGAUGGACAUUGACACUGUGCUACCACCUCUUGAUUUUGGACUAAGCAUUUUAAAGCGUUAAUAUUUUAGUUGCUACUAUGUUGGGUUUUUUGGAGUCACAUAGCUCUUUUUUUUUCCAGCUACUAGGUGGAGUGCUAAGCUAACAGCUAAUGCUAGCCAGCAUUAGACAGAGAGAUAAAUAAUGCUAAAUAACAGAGUAAUAAAAGGCUUCACUCAAACUUCCAGGAAAUCUUACACCACACAACAGGUCAUAAUAUAUGUCAGAUAAUUUCAUUAAAAAUACAUCAGAAAGCACAAACACCGUGGAGAGGUGCAGUUUAGUCAUUCAGAUUAGCUGAGGUCAAGCCUAGCUAAUCAAAGUAUGAUGGUCAGUUUAUAUUGUUUACUUUAAGACAUAAAUACAUUUUUGUGUUAGUGCCACUGUCCCCGUUUUAAUUUACUAAAAACUGUAUUGGUAUCCAGAGUCCACGCACUGCAGAUGUUGUUGCUAAUUUGUUUUUUGGUUUUUUGUAAAGCAGAUGUUGUUAUUGAGACACUGUACACGCUGUUGUAUUAAACCACUAAUGAAUGAAACAAAAUACUAAUAAAAUUAUGACAAAUGCCAACAGAUGAAUAUG